Molecule: messenger RNA, 336 nt
Organism: Closterium sp. Yama58-4
Lineage: Eukaryota; Viridiplantae; Streptophyta; Zygnematophyceae; Desmidiales; Closteriaceae
Source: the annotation of a GenBank genome assembly
AUGACGACGGUUUUGAGCCGUUCGCUGCACGCGAUCGAACGUGAGCGGUUCAUGUCGUGGGUCGUGUCGUGUUACACGUUUGGUGUGAUCAUAGCGAGUAUCAAGCAUGAUGAUUUCACGGGAAUGGUUGCUAUGGAUACCACUGACAGCCACGAGCGCGACAUUGAUGUGGAACCAAUGCUGAAGAGGCAAAGAGAAGAUUCUUCUCAAAAGACGGACACGCAGGAUGAUACUGAUGGACAGCCAGAUUCGUCUGAAGCACGAGAUCGAGAGCCUAGUCCUGCAGUUGCGGAAGCUCACAAAAGAAUAGAAGAAUUCACUCAAAAGGAUCCAUGA